Molecule: messenger RNA, 2199 nt
Organism: Paramisgurnus dabryanus
Lineage: Eukaryota; Metazoa; Chordata; Actinopteri; Cypriniformes; Cobitidae
Source: RefSeq, a predicted model, not a curated record
AUCAUAACAGCGUAUCUACCAGCUACCCAAACUAAAAACUUUACAAACCACUGCUGCAACUUGAAGUCAAACAACUCCACAACAAUAUAUACUUAUGUGCAUUUCUUUUAGGUGAAAUGAUGAACUCCAGACUCUCAUCUCUGAUCCUGCUGUUACACAUUCAAGGGUCUUUAACAUUGGACAGCUUUACUGUGAGCUGUGAUAAAACAAAUAUUUGUGCUGUGAGAGGGGCACAGAUGACAGUCUGGUGCUCUUACUCAAACAUCAACAUCAAAACUGUGUUCUGGUUCAGCCAAAAACACAAAACAAACUGGAGAAACAAAGAUGAACCUGAAGAUUUGACUUUAGAUUCAGAUUACUCAGGACGAGUGGAUCAGCGAAUCACUGAAGACUACAUAGAACUCACAAUAUCAGAUCUGAGAGAGAGAGACAGUGGAGAAUAUCAGCUCAUGUUCAUUAUGAAGGAUGGAGUUAAACAUCUCAGCUCAGUCACAGUCAAUCUAACAGUCACAGUUCAACAGGUGAAGAUGAAUCCUGAACCUGCAGAUAAAGUAAAACUGAUCUGUGAUUCUUCCUGCAAUCGGACAUCUGAAAAUUACUACUGGUACAAAAAUGGACGAUAUUUAAACGAUGAAAAAUCAAAAUCCAUAUUUGUGUCAUCCAGUGGAAACACUGACAGCUAUUUCUGCUCUACAGAUGGCAAUCCCUCUUCAUCUGUGUGUGUUUCUAACAGUGGCUGUUGGGUUGUGACUUACACCUCUACAAGAGUUUGUGCUUUAGUGGGAUCAACAGUAGAUAUUCACUCUUCAUACUCACAUCCCACUCGAUAUACAGUAAAGAAAACAUACUGGGAUAACUUUAACUUUGUUUCAAAAUUCAAAGAUCUGCGUGAGGUUCAUCAGUUUUCUAGUCAUGUGGAGUCUGUGGGAAACACACUGAGAAUCAAAGACGUAAACAUGAGUGACUCUGGUUUAUAUCGAUUUAGGAUCAUCACUAACAUAUCAGAUAAAAUUACUGGUUAUCCUGGAGUCUUUCUUACUGUUACAGAUACACAGGUGAUAAGUAGACCAAACCCUGUGAUAGAUGGAGAAAAAGUGAUAUUAAGCUGUUCAACCAAAUGCACUCUGGAUAACAAACAUACUUACAUCUGGUAUAAGAAUGGACAACAGGUAACAGAUGGAUUGAGAUUAUUAAACAAGCUGUACCUGAACUCAAUCAACAGUGAGGAGCUACAAGAGUAUUCAUGUACUGUAGGAGGUAACACAACAUCUCAUCAUACAUCUGACUUUAGUAUACAAUGAUUAAAAUGAUAGCCAAUCAGCAUCAGUCCUUGAUUCUGAUUUAUUUACAGCUGUGACAUCAUCACUGAGCAACUUUCAGUCAAUCUUCACUAAGAAUUAAUACAUUUGUGUUUAUUUAUUUUUCUUCAGUAACAAUAAAUAUCUCAGUGUUUGGUCAUCUCAAAGUCUGUCUGCUGGUGUUUCUGCCUCAGUUUCUCAUUUUAGGAGCUCUGUGGAUGUGGUUUUUCAUCAGCAUGAACAAAUUAAAAUCUAAAUACAGAACUGAUGACAAACAUGAAGAGACUCAAGUGGUGCACAUGUCUGUGAUCAGCUGAACUGCAGGAGUGAUGUCACAACUCUCUCUAUGACAUCAUCACCUAUCAAAAACUCUCAGCAGUGACAUCAUUGAUACAGUGAUGUCACAUACAGUGACAUAAUAUAAUGACAGUCUUGUGUCAGUGUAGGACAAACUGUAACAUCUCAAUGCUUAAAUCCUGUAAAAACUUUGCUAUGGCACAUCUUUAUAAAAACUGCUAAUCUCUUACAUGGGUUUCAUUAUUUGAAUUUGGAGACUCCUCAGCUCCCAUCGUGUCAUGAAAAAGAAAAAUGUCCACAUGAGGCAAACUGAGAAAUGUCUGCAAAAGCAGACCAACAUCCUCACAUACUGCAUUUACAUACUGAGUUUAUUUAAAGAUUCCUCUUUGUAUCUGUUUGAGAUCUUUCGUGGAGAUUAAGCCUCAUUUUUAUCUUCGUAAGAGGCACUUAAAGACACGUCUGAGUCAAACAGUUAAAUAUUGUCUUUAUAUUUUCCUCUUAAGAGGAUAGCCCGAGCUUUGGUUUGGCUUGCAUUUUAGAUUUCUUCCAGCUAUUUGAGGUUUGAAAGAACCAAAAAAUAUAACAACCAAAUAUUUUUAUUAGA